Molecule: messenger RNA, 1416 nt
Organism: Cylicocyclus nassatus
Lineage: Eukaryota; Metazoa; Nematoda; Chromadorea; Rhabditida; Strongylidae
Source: the annotation of a GenBank genome assembly
GCACGCAUUGCGCACUCUCCAAUGCGCCGUUUCUCUCUCUUUGCCCUUCUCUGCUCUCCACACUCCUCUGAAAUAACGAUCGUGUACAACGCCAACGCUUGGUGAAUCGCAUAAGAAACACGACGUCGACUAAAAAAGGCGAUGUAGCCAGUUUUCGUCGCCAAGGCGCCGUUUGCUGCCAUCGGUUAGCACCGAGCGUGCUGCCUGCGCGUCGCCGUCGCCGUCGUCGUCGUCGUCGACGUCGUCGCCGCCACCGCCACCGCCGUCACCACCUACACCUACAGUCGUCAGUCCUUUGCGUCACAAUAUCGGCGUCACCUCAGCCACAUCACAGAGAAGAUGAUGAGCUACUAUCUUCCUCAAGGCAUGACGCCGUCGGUAUCAAACACUUACUACACCUCGUUAGAAGCACCGCGAUUAACUACGGAAAUUCCUGAAGAUAACGAAGUACUGCCAGAUGCUAUCGAAACUAUCACAGAUUCCACAAAACCUGAAGAUAUCCGAAAGCCAAGAAGAAAAGGUACAAAUCUCUAUGGACGCCCGUAUUGUCCGGGUCGACCACUUUCUAUGGCAGAACGGCGACGGAUCAUCGAGCUACAUAUGAGCGGCAUGAAAGUGAAUGCAAUCUCCAAAACUUUGUGCAUAUCACACGGUUGUGUUAGCAAGAUUAUCAGCAGAUACCGUCAGACAGGCAUUCUUUCUCCUGCCUCAUCUCCUGAACAGCGCCGAUCACGACGGAAGAAGAACGAGUCGCCGCCAGCCGAAGCUCAGGAGUACAAGUCAGAGUUUAAGCAGGAAUACCCACAUCCAGACUACAUUCCGCACGAGUUCCGCGUACAUUACGCGGCGCAACCGCAUCCCGCCGAUAUGCCGAUGCAGCACUACACGAUGAUUCCAGAGCAGAUGCUCGUGUCCGACUAUCCUCAGUCCGUGCUACUCUGACCACGACGUGGAGAUUGACACCUUUCGGUGCACGGAGAGCCCAAGCUGUGCCUUAUGUGCCUUGCCGUCCUUUGUCUCUUUCAAAUGACUGCCCUAACUAUGAAACGAAUUUUGUAGCGGUGCCUAAAACGGGUGCUUCACAUCAAAUGUCGAACCCAUGAUUUUUAUCUCCGUUUAGUCAAAGCCAUAGUUACUACUAUUUGCUAGUGAAACGAGUAGUUAUACGACUAGAAAUAUUGUCGUUUGUUAAUCAACAUUUAUGAGUUUGUGCCCUGUUUUGUAUGACGAGUAGCGCACGCAUUUCACUUUCUUUUCUGCCGGUAAUUCGUCACUGCUUUCACUUUAUCAUUUUCGCCUAGAUUACGAUGUAAAUAUCGCCACAAUCAUGCCAGUCACUUAAAUCCCCACAUCUAUCAUGCCAAAUGUUCUUGUCGCCACUAGAAACUAGUCUCUAUGAUUAUAUGCAUUUUUUAG